Laetiporus sulphureus 93-53 is the source of this 458-nucleotide messenger RNA. RefSeq lists its product as uncharacterized. The transcript has 3 exons. The record is from RefSeq and is a predicted model, not a curated record. NCBI's taxonomy places the organism in Eukaryota, Fungi, Basidiomycota, Agaricomycetes, Polyporales, Laetiporaceae. The annotation marks the transcript as partial.
CAGAGGAAAUAUCUACCCGUCCACUGUACUAGAACGCCACAAAAUGUAAACCGCUUUGCAAGAACGUCAUUGUAUGAGACACUUCGCCCCGUGGGCGACCGUAUUGGCACUAGUGGCCGCAACAAUGGUGUUAGCAGCUUUGUCGUGGCACUGCAAUCCAGUCGCCUUGUCCGACACGGCUGUUUUAGUGGAGCUACUGGCAGAGCUGGGCCCUGCACGAUGAUCGCGGGUAGCUGGAAGAUUGCUUUGGUAUUUGUCCUCGAGCAUUUAUGAGAUUCACAGGCAGACAGAUUGGGAGCAACGAAAGAAACAGAAACAGAACUUACGGCGUUGACUGCAGUGCGGUACUUUUUUGUCGACGCGUAAGGGCGGCUAAUACAAAACAAUGAUCAUGAUAUUUCGGACGCGUUAAGGCCGCAGAGAUACGUACCGGACGUGAAAUCGCAUCUUUGUAGUAG